This is a messenger RNA of Oncorhynchus masou masou (cherry salmon), 5499 nucleotides long. RefSeq names its product NACHT, LRR and PYD domains-containing protein 12-like. NCBI's taxonomy places the organism in Eukaryota, Metazoa, Chordata, Actinopteri, Salmoniformes, Salmonidae. Gene Ontology annotation, biological process: intracellular signal transduction. Gene Ontology annotation, molecular function: protein binding. The record is from RefSeq and is a predicted model, not a curated record.
CUUCCUUUUUCAGAUAAAGACCUCAUCUCUGUACAGAUGUAGGAUCUGAAUUUGAUCACCCUGUUGCAGGAAAACUAAAACUUGCAGUGUAUUUGAUGUUUUAAAAGGCUUCUGAAGUUUGUCAUUUCCACUUUCCACUUUAAAAUGUUAAUUAUAAUCCACAUAAUUGUUCUGCUUCAGUAAACUGUCUCAAAUUAAGAUCCUACAUCUGUAGCAAAAUACCUGUCUUUCAUGUGUUCUCCUUUGACGAUUUGACAUCUUGUAUUUACUGUUGUUUAGGCUGUUUGAAUGAGUUGUCUAUGAAAGCUACUUCAUCUGUAAGAAAACAGGCGUCUGCACCAGUGACUGGGUCAGUGCUCUAAAAUGAGUCUCUCUGGGGAGAGAGAGGAGGGGGGCCCUGUCUCUAAAAUGCAUCUCUCUGGGGGACAUGACACCAAAGCUAAGAGACCAAUCCAGCAGGAGAGACCAGCCUCCCCUGUUCCCAGCUGUGUGUCCAUGAAGAGUGACGGGUCUAUGGAUCGUCCUAUAUACUUUAGAGAGGGAGACUUUUCUACUGAACAAAGACCAAUCCAGCAGGAGAGACCAGCCUCCCCUGUUCCCAGCUGUGUGUCCAUGAAGAGUGACCGGUCUAUGGAACCCCCUAUAAAGUUUAGAGAGGGAGACUUUUCUACUGAACAAAGAUACCAACAGGAGAGAUCAGAGUCAGAGAUUCUCAGUGGUCAGUCUUCCCAGAGUCAUCAAACAGACCUGGCCUCCAUAUUCAGUUUGCUUGAAGAGAAAAUGAUGACAUUUAUGAAGAACGAGCUGAAGAUGUUCAAGAGGAUUCUUAGUCCAGAACUCCCAGAAGGCUUUGAGAGUCAGAAGCAGGAUAAGGAAGUGGUGGACCCUGAAGAUGAGAAGCAGGAGAGCAGUGCCAGAGAGGGGGCUCUGAAGAUCACACUGCACAUCCUGAGGAAAAUGAACCAGAAGGAGCUUGCUGACACACUGGAGAAAUAUUCAGAUGAGCUUGCUGUGAUUUGCCAACGUGAACUCAAAUCUAAUCUGAAGAAGAAGUUUCAAUGUGUAUUUGAGGGGAUCGCUAAACAAGGAAACCCAACACUUCUCAAUAAGAUCUACACAGAGCUCUACAUCACAGAGGGUGGAACAGGAGAGGUCAAUAAUGAAAUUACAUUUACAUUUAAGUCACAGCUACAUGAGCUGAGACAGAUUGAGACAACAACCAGGAAACAAGCAAGACCAGAGACUCCAAUCAAAUGUAACGACAUCUUCAAACCCUUAACUGGACAAGACAAACCUAUCAGAACUGUGCUGACAAAGGGAGUCGCUGGCAUUGGAAAAACAGUCUCUGUGCAGAAGUUCAUUCUGGACUGGGCUGAAGGAAAAGCAAAUCAGGAUGUCCAAUUUGUAUUUUCAUUCCCUUUUCGGGAGCUGAAUUUGAUGAAAGAGGACCAACACACUUUCAUUGAACUUCUUCAUCACUUCUCAAUGGAAACCAAACAAUCAAGAAUCUCCAUCAACAACAAGUACAAAGUUCUGUUCAUCUUUGAUGGUCUGGAUGAGUGCCGACUGCCCCUAGACUUCCAGAAGAACAAGAUCUGUUGGGACGUCACAGAGUCAACCUCAGUGGAUGUUCUGCUGACAAAUCUCAUCAAGGGAAAUCUGCUUCCCUCUGCUCUCCUCUGGAUAACUACCCGACCUGCAGCAGCCAAUAAGAUCCCUUCAGGGUGUGUUGACCAGGUGACAGAGGUACGAGGGUUCAAUGACCCACAGAAGGAGGAGUACUUCAGGAAGAGAUUCAGUGAUGAGGACCUGGCCAGCAGAAUCAUCUCACACAUAAAGACAUCAAGGAGCCUCCACAUCAUGUGCCACAUUCCAGUCUUCUGUUGGAUUUCUGCAAUAGUCCUUGAACACAUGCUGAAACAUAAGAGAGAAGAGAUGCCCAAGACUCUGACUGAGAUGUACACACACCUUGUGGAGUUUCAUACCAAACAGAAGAAUGAAAAGUAUCUUGGGAAAGAAGAGACAGGUCCACACUGGAAUAAAGAGAGCAUUCUGUCACUGGGAAAACUGGCUUUUCAACAGCUUGUGAAGGGCAAUCUGAUUUUCUAUGAAGAAGACCUGAAAGAGUCUGGCAUUGAUGUCAAUGAAGCCUCAGUGUACUCAGGAUUGUGCACACAGCUCUUUAAAGAGGAAUGUGUGCUGUACCAGGACACGGUGUACUGCUUUGUACAUCUGAGCAUUCAGGAGUUUCUGGCUGCUGUAUAUGUGUUCCUCUCAUUCAUCAACAACAAUGAGAAUCUAAUGGACGAACCUCAAUCAAUGUUGGACAAACUGCAAACAAACGACGAGUCUGCAGUUAUUUUCUACAAGAGUGCUGUGGAUAAAGCCUUACAAAGUGAGACAGGAAACCUGGACCUUUUCCUCCGCUUCCUACUGGGACUCUCACUGGAGUCCAAUCAGAAGCACUUACGAGGUCUACUGACAAAGACAAGAAGCAGCUCACAGAGCCAUGAAGAAACAGUCAAGUACAUCAAGGAGAAGAUCAGGGAGAAUCCCUCUCCAGAGAGGAGCAUCAAUCUGUUCCACUGUCUGAAUGAACUGAAUGACCAUUCUCUAGUGGAGGAGAUCCAAAGCUACCUGAGAUCAGGAAGUCUCUCAAAACCCAACCUGUCACAUGCACAGUGGUCAGCUCUGGUCUUUGUGUUGCUGACUUCAGAAAAGGAGCUGGAUGUGUUUGACCUGAAGAAAUACUCCAGAUCAGAGGAAGGUCUUCUGAGGCUGCUGCCAGUGGUCAAAGCCUCCAGAGCUGUUCUGCUGUCAGGCUGUGGAGUCACAGAGGAAGGCUGUGCUUCUCUGGUCUCAGCUCUGAGGUCAAACCCCUCACACCUGAGAGAGCUGGACCUGAGUAACAAUGACCUGAAGGAUUCAGGAGUGAAGCUGCUCUUUGAUGGACUGGGGAAUCCCCACUGUAAACUGGAGACUCUGAGGCUGUCAGGCUGUGGAGUCACAGAGGAAGGCUGUGCUUCUCUGGUCUCAGCUCUGGAGUCAAACCCCUCACACCUGAGAGAGCUGAAUCUGAGUAACAAUGACCUGAAGGAUUCAGGAGUGAAGCUGCUCUUUGAUGGACUGGGGAAUCCCCACUGUAAACUGGAGACUCUGAGACUCAGUGGCUGUAAACUCAGAAACACAUCCUGUAAAGUGUUGGCCUCAGUUAUCAGUUCAAACCCCUCACACCUGAGAGAGCUGGACCUGAGUAACAACGACCUGAAGGAUUCAGGAGUGGAGCUGCUCUCUGCUGGACUGGGGAAUCCCCACUGUAAACUGGAGACUCUGAGACUCGCUGGCUGUAAACUCACAGACACAUCCUGUAAAGUGUUGGCCUCAGUUCUCAGUUCAAACCCCUCACACCUGAGAGAGCUGGAUCUGAGUAACAACGACCUGAAGGAUUCAGGAGUGGAGCUGCUCUCUGCUGGACUGGGGAAUCCCCACUGUAAACUGGAGACUCUGAGGCUGUCAGGCUGUCUAGUCACAGAGGAAGCCUGUGCUUCUCUGGUCUCAGCUCUGAGGUCAAACCCCUCACACCUGAGAGAGCUGGACCUGAGCUACAAUCACCCAGGAGACUCAGGAGUCAGACUGCUCUCUGCUGGACUGGAGGAUCCACACUGCAGACUGGAGAAACUCAAUGUGGAACAUGGUGGAGAGAACAGAAUGAAACCUGGGCUUAGAAAAUAUGUCUGUGAUCUCACACUGGACCCAAACACAGUAAACAGACACCUCUCUCUGUCUGAGGAGAACAGAAAGGUGACAUGGAGGACAGAGGAGCAGCCGUAUCCUGGUCACCCAGAGAGAUUUGAGGACUGUAGACAGGUGCUGUGUAGAGAGGGUCUGACUGGGCGCUGUUACUGGGAGGUAGAGUGGAGUGGGGGGGCUGUUAUUGGAGUGACAUAUAAAGGAAUCAACAGGAGAGGAGGGGAUAAGAACUGUUUGAUUGGAUACAAUGACAAGUCCUGGAGUCUGUUCUGCUCUGACAACAAUUACAUUGCCUGGCACAAUAAUAAGCUCACUCUCAUAGACGUCCCCUCCUCCAUCUCCCACAGGGUAGGAGUGUAUCUGGACUGGCCAGCCGGCACUCUGUCCUUCUAUAGAGCCUCCUCUGACACACUGACCCACAUGUUCACAUUCACCUCCACAUUCACUGAGCCCCUCUAUCCAGGGUUUAGGGUUUAUUCCUCAGUGUCCCUGAAAUAGACACACACACGCACUGGACACACACGCACUGGACACACACGCACUGGACACACACUAGACACACACUAGACACACACUACACACACACACACACACUGGACACACACUAGACACACACACACUGGACACACACUAGACACACACACACACUGGACACACACUAGACACACACACACACUACACACACACAGACACACUAGACACACACACACUGGACACACACUAGACACACACACACUGGACACACACUAGACACACACACAUUGGACACACACUAGACACACACCCACUCUGGACACACACUAGACACACACACUAGACACACACACACACUACACACACACACACUGGACACACACUAGACACACUCACACACUCCGGACACACACACACUCUGGACACACACACACAAUGGAUACACACACUGGACACACACACACUGAACACACACACACACACUGGACAAACACACAUACACACUGGACACACACACACUGGGGUUUGGGGUUUAUGGUGACUCCUCAGUGUCCCUGAAAUAGACACACACACGCACUGGACACACACACACUGGACACACACGCACUGGACACACACGCACUGGACACACACUAGACAUACACUAGACACACACUAGACACACACACACACACUGGACACACACUAGACACACACACACUGGACACACACUAGACACACACACACUGGACACACACUAGACACACACACACACUGGACACACACUAGACACACACACACACUACACACACACAGACACACUAGACACACACACACUGGACACACACUAGACACACACACAUUGGACACACACUAGACACACACACAUUGGACACACACUAGACACACACCCACUCUGGACACACACUAGACACACACACACUCUGGACACACACUAGACACACACACACACACACACUACACACACACACACUGGACACACACUAGACACACUCACACACUCUGGACACACACACACUCUGGACACACACACACGAUGGAUACACACACUGGACACACACACACUGAACACAUACACACACACUGGACAAACACACAUACACACUGGACACACACACACUGGACACACAAACACACACACACACUGAACACACACACACACACACACUGAACAAACACACAAACACUGGAGAAACGCACAUACGCACGCGCACACACACACACUGGACAAACAAACACAUACACACACACACACACACACUGGACUCACACACA